AUGGCGUCGCACGGAUACGCAGUCUUCUUUCCCGAAGGCACCGGCUAUCUCAAAGUCCAUGAAUUGGAACACAGCAAUAGCCACCACAACAACCUCGUCUGGAGCAUCGAAGAUGGGGAGGCAUAUGUGAGGGUAAAGCGUCAGCCCUGGUCUCGCCCUGACAAAAGCGCGCAACCAUAUGCUGAGAUCAAGCACUAUCGCGAAGUCAAGGGAGUGCCCAAGCUCCUGAACGCCUUACACUUUGAACAUCUCCAAAACGACGAGCCUCGCCGCAGCGAAUUCAUAUCCGUCUCCACCAUCUGGUCUUACCUCAACGGCGGAAACCUGGGCGAAUUCCUGGAGGCCAAUGAGUACAGCCCAGACCCCAAAUACAAUUUCUUCGCCCCGGGGCUGAAAUCCCCAGAAGCCCUCGAGAUAUUCGUCUGGCACUUUUUCGACCAGAUCCUGCAGGUCUAUCUCAAUCUCUACGAGAGGGGGAUUGCUCCUGGGGAGGGCUGGUGCAACAACGUCAUGUUGCAUUUUCCUGACGACAAGGCCAAGCUACCAGAUGUCUAUCUGUGCGACUUUGAGCGGGCGGGCCCUGUCGAUGAAAAGAGCGUGGAAAGAGGGCUGGCAACGAUCUUCGUGAACCUCACCUGCAUCAUGACGAGGCAAGAGCCCGCCACCGAGAGCGCUGACUGCAGGCUCAUCUCCGACCAAGGCGUGCCCGAUCCUCAAUUCUCGGAUGAAUUGCUAGAGUGCCGCGUGGAGUUGGGCAAGAUGUGCUACUCGGCGCUAACGGGCGACUACGAAGUGAAGGUUGACAAUGACGUCCCCCAGCCCAAGAAGAGCUCGUCUCUCGGCCUGCCGAUGCUGCUGCAAGAGAUCAGGAAGCUCAAGGCCAAAGUGGCUCAGCACGCAAGGCAGGCGAAGGACAAGGCCUCUUCGUUACCUGACAUGCGAGGGCUGCGACAAGACCCGGAACCGUGGGAGCCGACAUUGUACAACUCGCGGGCCGAGCUCAUCAACGACUCAUUUCACACGGGAGGACCUUGGAACAUUGCAAGGGUCGACUUCGAGACGGGCAAGAUCCUGGCGGUGGAAAAGGCCAAGUACAAUCUGCAUCUCCCGCGCGUUAACAAGGAAGGGGUUUACAAUCCGCCUUUACCCGGAGACGUCCUGCUAGAGACGGACGUCAACCUCUUCACAGUUGGACAGCAGGCCCUCGACCUGGCGGAAAAACAAGACAAGGCCAAGGCCGGCGAGAUCGUACACCUUAUCUUCGAGGUCGACCCUUUCUGGACAGAAGAAGAGCUCUAUAACCCGUUAGGCGAAGGCGGCAUGAGUCCUCCUUACAAGAAUUCUACGAAUUUGGGUCCGACAUCGUCAAACGCCAGCCAAAACACAGGAGGAACGGGGAAGGACAAGGCAAACGACGCGACCAAGUCCCCUACCAAGUCGCCCGCCAAAUCGCCCGCCAAAUCGCCCGCCAAGUCCCUAUCGUCGGCGCCGCACAAGCAGGCAACGGGAACAGGCUCGGUAGACAAUACGGCAGCGGCAGCGACAACCACAACGACAACCACAACGCCGGCGGCGGCGGCCAGCCCCAAACCGGACGCGCAACCAAAAUCCGCAACAGCGACGAGAGCGAGUACGACAAAGAAGCCUGCGUCGUCGGGAGCGAGUAAGCGAAAGACCGGUCCGAAGGCCAAAGCGACGAGGACCAAGGUUUCAAAGGCCAAGCAGACAAAGGCAACGGCGACGAAGGCCGCAUCCAAAGCGAAAGCCGCACCCAAAGCGAAGGCCACGCCCAAACCAAAGACCACGCCGAAACCAAAGACCACGCCGAAAGCGAAGGUCGCACCCACAGCGAAGGCCGCACCGAAACCGAAACCCGCAUCUAAAUCGAAGGCCACAGCCAAACCGAAGACUACAGCCAAACCGAAGGCCACGCCUAAACCGAAAGCCACAGCCAAACCGAAACCCAAUCCAAAGAACACUACCACUACCACUACCACCGCCACCACCACCAAGAGAAAGCGCCAAGCCACCACUCCACCGCCCGGAACCCGACACUCCAAGCGCCUGCGCGGCGAGCCAUCCGACGGCAAAUCUCUGCCUUACUGA
This is a messenger RNA of Fonsecaea multimorphosa CBS 102226, 2106 nucleotides long. RefSeq lists its product as uncharacterized. Lineage: Eukaryota; Fungi; Ascomycota; Eurotiomycetes; Chaetothyriales; Herpotrichiellaceae. Bases 1 to 2106 code for a protein of 701 amino acids. The record is from RefSeq and is a predicted model, not a curated record. The transcript has a single exon.